AUGGCCGCUCCUGAGACGCCGCCGCCGACGCGGCGAGCACAGGCGAGCGAGCGCGUGGCGCGGGAAGUUUUGAACUUCAUGGCGGCCAUCGAGAGGGGGGAGUCCCUGGCGGUGGAGUUACCGUUACCGCCAGGAGCGGUAGGGCUAGGAGGCGCUGUUGGUACGAACGGCGGCGGUGGGGGUGGGCGCGCGGCUCCUGCGCUGGAGCAGGUGGUAAAGGACCUCCCGCGGAUACAGGUGGAAGAAAACAGCUGGGUGCUCCACCAGACGGUCCUUCGCCUGACUGGGGGGGGCGCGGGUUCCGAGCUGUCCAUCGAGGCCGUCUUCGCGCCAUUCUCGCCGCCGCCGUCAGAGAAGGUGCUCGGGCCGGUGGUGUUGUCGGUGCCGCCGACGGCAGACAAGGACCUCGAGAACGAAGCAGACGUCGAGGGAAGCGUGCUCCUCAUGGACCGAGGAGUGUGCACGUUCGCGUCCAAAGCUCUAAGAGCUAACGCGGCCGGGGCGGCCGCUGCCGUCGUGGUGCAGACGCACGACGUCUGGCCGUACGUGAUGGAGGACUCCAAGGGAGAGGCUGAGGCCGGGGGAGGGCUCAACAUUCCCGUGUGCAUGGUCAGCAAGGAGAAGGGCGAGGCGAUCAAGGCGGCGGUGGUUCGGUCAGCGGCGGAGGGAAAGACUAUCCGCGCGGAGCUCUCCGUGUCCUCCUCAGAGAAGGAUUGCAUCGUGUGCCAGGAACUGUACGCUGUCGGCAAUACCCUUGUCCGCCUACCGUGCGGCCACCUCUACCACGAGGCUUGCUUGUUGAAGUGGCUGAAACUGAGCAACACUUGCCCGUACUGCCGGAGAGAGCUGCCCUCCUCCAACGAGGCCGUCGAGAGAGCAAGGAGGAGCAGGCAGGCUGCGGGAGGAGCGGGAGGGGAGGAAGAGGCCUGGAGGACGUUCUUCGACUAGGCGCUUCAACACAAGAGCAAAAAUUAGUUAGCCUUAAAAUGUCCGUCCCACAGCAUCACCUGCAAGAUCUCGCUGGCGGGAUGGGCCGGAGAGCAAGAGAUGAAUGAAUCUUGGUACUUGGAAGUGUGUGUUUCGUUACUUGUUUGUUUAUUUUGUGACUUGUGUACUGCCGUGCUCUGCCGUGUACGUUCUGUAGUCUUGCAUGUUGUCGUAGAUCCGUUCUUCCGCCGGUUUCGCCUUCCUCCGAGGGGUGAUCGAAUCCGCCCGAAUCGAAACCCUGGUUGGUUUCCGGAACGAGAGAGGAUUCUAUAUACCGACCGCUCUUCUGUGAUUGUCCAUGUGUCCAUCCAUCUUGUUGACUUGUCUGUGUGUCUGUCAAGGGGUUGAAUUUCAUUGGUUUAUUUGUCACAGUCCGCCACCUUCUAUCAUCGGUGCUGCGUGUGUUUCCCUCCGUCUUGCUCGAGGGUCAACCAAGGGUCGGAAAGAAAAAAGCAACCUCGACCACACCACACUACAUCGAUUUCGCCUUCGUUUUGUUCAAGUUGGUGGGAGGCCGAAGAGGAUAAAAUUCGGGACCUGUGUUGGCUCUAUGUGUUUUGUCAUUAGGUCGCCUGACGAGUCCCAGAGUUGUUAAGUCGUUUCCGUCGUUAAAGCUUUUCUGUUUGGUUGUCUGACGGGACAGCUUGUACUCAUUCAUGGGUCACGUUUUUUUUUUUUUUUUCAUCUCCUGGCAGAACUGAUGAGCUGUCGCGCACGCUGCUCACCCAUAUGUGGCUGAGUAUUCAAGUGCUUGUGGUCAUACACCUUUGAUAACUUCGGCCCGGGGAGGGCGGGGGGGGGGGCGUUAUCGUGUUUUGCAUGCCUGGGGGGAGGGGAGGGGGGCGGGGGAGGGGUGUUUCCGUGGAUCUUGUUUUUGCGUCAUGUUCAAGGAAGCGAAAUUCGUAGGAGAAUCUCGGCAACCUAGAAAAACAGGUAUGUCUCUGCUUGCUUUUGUUCUUUUGUGUAGGGGGUCUACAAGGGUUAGGCAACAGAGCAGGGGGGGAGCGCGGAUGAGACUUGGGGAUUGCGGGGUUGUUUGCUAGCUCUUGGUAAAACAAGGGAGCACUAGCGCAUACCUGCUGUAAGAGCGGUGUAGUUAAGAGUGCAUUGAGGUGUGCUGUGCUGUCAAGACCCCUCUCCCGCUCCUCCGCAGUGUAUCUCCGAAAAUGUCCUCGUUGCUUUUUCUCAAUUUUCGCGUCUCAUUUUUAUCUUGUCGCACUUUUUGCUGGUGCUCUGAGCCCUGCAUGAUGCAGCACAUGGUAGGAUUUGACUGUUGUGCCAAGAAGCAGUGGAAGUGCUAUGCCACCAAGUGGAAAUAAACACUUGGAAGUAGUCGGUAGCAAACCGAGUGUGGGCCCUUCCGACAUCGCCGACCCGGCGUGCUGUUAUAAAUGGCAGGAGAUUUCGUAUGUUUGCCGCCGUAGCCUGCAAAUAUUUUGGCUUUUUUGGCUGGGGAGUACUAUACAAGCUGUACACGAAGUUGCUCCUGCAGGUAGGCAGGACUGAUGGUGUGUGUGUACAGGGUACUUUGGAGCUUGUGGACAGGCUCGUGUGCCAUAAUGGUGAGGAAAAUCAGAGCUUGCGGGGUAGCCUUUCCGGAUGCUGUGUGUGUGGAGCACGCGGGGAGUUGGAAGAGGUUUGAUUGUAGAAAGUUGUGGCUUUCCUUUUGUGUGUGUGUGGGUGGCGGUAUCAUUUUUGGUUCAUUUCUGCGUGCUUGUGCCGCGCCGACGGUUUUUCGAGCAUUACAUGGAGGAUUGAAAAACUCAUUAUGUUUUGCGGAUACAGCGAGUUUUAUUUUCCAAGACGCCUGCAUGUUGCACGCUGUAUGUGUUUGUUCGACGGCCAACGCUCGAGCGCUGUUGCGUAAGUAAGAAUAGCUCGUUGUACCUCAGUCGCUCACUUUUUUUCUUCACUCGAUCAUAGUGUAGAAGCGUACGAACGUAACUUUCAGUUGUUGCGGCAAAACGACGUUCGCCUUUUCUUGUGUGAGCACUGGAAGUAUCUUGGGGUAAGAAACGUGUUGGUGACCUUCCACCUUUUUCUUCCAGUUUUAUGUCUCCCUACGGUCUGCAUGUGUGUACUCUCCGACUUGAUUCUUCCGCUUCUGUUGCCGAAAGUUAGGGUCGACGCUGCCUAAGCACGUGAACGAUGGCCCUCGAGCUUUCGCUGCGAGAAUUAAUUUUUGCCCAUUCCCUUGGUAUAUGCAUGAGACAGGAGUGUUAAAUUUUCAUGGCGUUCCGUAGCUUCGAAGGGGGGGGUUGGGGGGGGGGGGGAUCAAUGCCCCAAAUCCGUUGCACAAAUUGUAUUCUUUCAGCACGCGUGCCGGAGAGUGUGGCGUCGUUUUUCUCUCGCCCGCGAGAGCUUGAUUUGAAAGAACGGUGUCGCGAUGGGUGCUUUUGUAUUCGGGUGUAUGCUCUCCGUAGGUAGGAAUGGAGCACGACGAGUGGACGGUAGCUCGUGGCGUUCCUCCCGAACUUCGCACACUCGUUCACUCGUUUUGUUUCAAUGUUGAAACACGGGGCGGGGGUGCAUAGAACAAUGCAAUGAUGGCCGUCGGUAACUUGUUCUCUUGUUGUGUUUGAUUCGGUUGGUUGAGCGCCAUGCAAGAAGAAGACAUAUUUUUGUC
This is a messenger RNA of Ectocarpus siliculosus, 3613 nucleotides long. The record is from the annotation of a GenBank genome assembly. NCBI's taxonomy places the organism in Eukaryota, Phaeophyceae, Ectocarpales, Ectocarpaceae.